AUGUUUAAAUGCGACAUUUGUGAUAAGUCCAUAACAAAAAAGUCAUCUCGGCUUGAUUGCAACAAAUGUGGAAAAAUUGAAAUUAUGCACAGGCUUAUCUUCAAGCAGCUAUCAGCUCUGCGCAAUGCUGAAAACCUGGAGUGGACAUGUGAGGAUUGUCGUAAAGAAUCGCCUCAUCGUAAGUCUUUCAUAAUUCCGGAGGACGAUGACGAUGAUACUGAUGGGAUUCAGCUGGGUGAAAGCGGUUCGGCAGCGAUGAGUAAAUUACUUCGUGAUAUCUCACUUGAGGUAAAGAAAGCAGUGAAGAUGGAACUGGCUUCUGUGAACGAAUCGUUAAGCUCAUGGUGUGUAAAAAUGGAUACUAUAAAUGCUACACUGGAAAUCCUAACUGAGAAGUUAAGCAGGUAUACAGUUUUAGUCACUUAUUAA
Molecule: messenger RNA, 429 nt
Organism: Parnassius apollo (apollo)
Lineage: Eukaryota; Metazoa; Arthropoda; Insecta; Lepidoptera; Papilionidae
Source: the annotation of a GenBank genome assembly